UUAUUGCUAUCUACCCGGCUAUCAUCCUCCCAAAGAGCCUUCAUUGGUGAGAACUGCGUAACCCAGUAUAUCAAGUGCCACAAUGAACUUUGCUCUAAAUACAGCCAAAAGUAUGAUUACCACCAAGCUAAAUGUGAAGAUCCAGAGCUGAUCAAGGGGUGGUUCAACCGGUUCUAUGAUACUAGUCAAAAUUAUGGAAUCCUUACACAAGAUAUCUACAACAUGGAUGAGACUGGCUUCCAAAUGCAUGUGAUUUCAACUGCCAAAGUUGUCUGUGGAUCAGAAACAUGA
Molecule: messenger RNA, 291 nt
Organism: Rasamsonia emersonii CBS 393.64
Lineage: Eukaryota; Fungi; Ascomycota; Eurotiomycetes; Eurotiales; Trichocomaceae
Exons: 1
Source: RefSeq, a predicted model, not a curated record